AUGACAUCAUCCACCGAACUGAAAGCUCUAUCGGCAGAAUCUUCUCCGCUUCUGAUUUCAUUACGUGACAAGCUCUGUGCUGAUAAUAAUGCUAUCAAAGAAGGAAAGAAAGCAUGCUUAGUAUUGGCAAGUCAAUCGCCAAGGCGACGUGAGAUCCUUGAUAUGAUGGGCUUGGCUGGAUCAUAUUCGAAAAAGCUAGCAGAGGCCAAGGCUCAUUCUUUGGCCGCCGAACAUGCAGGAAAAGAGCGAAACACAAAUAUUCCAGUCUUUUACUUGGGGAGUGACACUGUUGUCGAUAUUGAUGACAAGAUUUUGGAAAAACCAAAGAAUGAAGAAGAAGCCAAGCAAAUGCUGCUUAAAUUGAGUGGUCAAGAGCACCAAGUCCACACUGGAGUCGCACUCUAUCGGCUUUCUUCCAGCUGUGAAAUUUCCCUAUUGUCUUCGUUCACAGAGAGCGCUCAUAUUACCUUUUGCAACUUGAGUGAUGCUGACAUUGAUGCGUAUAUUGCCUCUGGGGAACCGAUGGACAAGGCAGGCAGUUACGGGAUACAAGGUAUUGGCGGCCAAAUGGUGCAAAGCAUCGCAGGAGACUUCUAUACUGUGAUGGGAUUGCCCAUGCAUCAAACCAGCAAACACUUGGCCAGAGCUCUGAUGGAUGAAUAG
Messenger RNA from Cylindrotheca closterium, 663 nucleotides. The record is from the annotation of a GenBank genome assembly. NCBI's taxonomy places the organism in Eukaryota, Bacillariophyta, Bacillariophyceae, Bacillariales, Bacillariaceae.